AUGGAGGAGGAGAGGAAUUGGGAUUCCAGGGACGUCAUCAGCGCAAAUCAUCCGAACACUGAGAAUGACAGUAGCUGUGCUAGAGGGACGUCUUCAAAAUUCAGGGGAGUGAUUUGGCUCAGAAGUGGCAAAUGGGGUGCACGGAUCGCCUUCAAGUACAAGGCUUACUGGCUUGGAACUUAUGACAUGGAACAAGAGGCAGCAAUGGCUUAUGAUAGAGCAGCAAUCAAACUUCAGAGAAGUGAUGCCCCCCUCAACUUCCCUAUGUCCAUUUACACAGUUCAAGAGACCAAAUUCCAGAGUCAGUACUCAAAUGAAGAGAUCCUAGAUAUGAUCAAGGACAAGACUUACUUGUCCAAAUUUUCAAAUUAUCUUGCAGAUCAGUCAUUGUUGAGGGAAUAUGCAACAAUGAAUCUGGCACAUCAGCAAGAUAUCUCAUAUCAAAUGCUUUUUCGAAAGGAAUUGACACAAACUGAUGUCACUCACAUCAAAGGAUUUCACAUCCCUAAAGAACAUGCAAUGGAGUAUUUUCCUCCACUCGCUGGAGUGAACUCAUCUGGAGGAGAUGAAAAUGGGAACAAGUCCAUGGAACUAACAUUCUUUGAUAGACACCGUCGUCCAUGGACUUUUCGGUAUUCUUACUGGAAGAGUACUCAAACAUUUGUGUUCACAAAAGGGUGGAGACAUUUUCUCAAGAUGAACAACCUGAAGCCAAAAGACUGCGUCUUUUUCUACAGAUGUGAGCAACAAAGAGAGACUCAGGGAAGAGUAUUUUACAUGAUAGAUGCUCAGCGUUGUAGUGUGGAAAGUGAUGCUGUUACUUGGAACAUAGAGAAGGAAAAAGAAGCAAAGAAAAGAGCAAACCAUGAAGUAGAUGGUGAAGAAAAGGAGCCAGAUAAUGAAUCAGUUAAGCUUUUUGGUGUCCAGAUUAGCAAAAGAAGACCAAGCUUUAAGCUCUUUUUCUAA
Manihot esculenta (cassava) is the source of this 966-nucleotide messenger RNA. Its product is annotated as AP2/ERF and B3 domain-containing transcription factor At1g51120. Gene Ontology annotation, biological process: regulation of DNA-templated transcription. The transcript has a single exon. Lineage: Eukaryota; Viridiplantae; Streptophyta; Magnoliopsida; Malpighiales; Euphorbiaceae. Gene Ontology annotation, molecular function: DNA binding; DNA-binding transcription factor activity. The record is from RefSeq and is a predicted model, not a curated record. Bases 1 to 966 code for a protein of 321 amino acids.